CCGAUUUCAGUUUACUCCGGAACUUCGUAGCGCGUGGAACCCGCGUCGCUCUCUUCUCCGUCGCGCCAACAGGUGCCUGCGUAGUGCUAUCGAACCUUAGGAUUUACUCGACUUGUGUUCUAUUCCAAGUGCCCAAAAGUAUCGAACCUUAGGAUUUACUCGACUUGUGCUCUAUUCCAAGUGCCCGAAAGUACAAAACAGUGCCUUUUUUCGUUUUGUGUUCUGUGAAUCGUGCCCAGGAUUAUCGAGUGUUGUGUUUGCGGUUUCUUUCCGAGGAAGGAACCGGUGUGCAAAAUAUUUUGUUGAUCGUGCUCUCUCGCUUGUUUUUUUGGCGGAUUGGAGGUGAAUUUUGGAUAACUUUGAAAACAGGAGCGGCGUCGGGAUCGCGACGUGGAUGCGGCCCUCGCUAGGGUGAAGCUGCCUGGGCUGGCGCGCGCGAGUGGCCCGGGGCCGGGGCGAGGGCGCGCUGCGAUGGAGGGCCAGGACGAGCUGCGGACCCUGCCGUCCCUCCUCCGGGAGCUCGUCGUCUCGGUGGAGCUGGCCUUCGAGCGGGUCGCCGACGAGGAGCUCCGCCAGGGCUUCGACAGGGACGAGCCGGACUUCCGGCACGGCCACCCGCGGAUCCAGAAAAGGGACUCGGCCAUGCAGACCGGGCCCUGCUUCGACGAGGACGACUCCAUACCCCACAUCGACAGCGACGACAAUGAGCCCAACCACGGGCAAACCGAGCCGGCUCGGAAGACGAGCGCCGAGGACGGGCGAAGAGUGAAACCAGAAGCCGAGACCGAGGUCCAGACCAACGGCGACCAAGAACCCCCGGCACAAGUCAAAAGCGUCCAGGAUAUUUUGCUCACGUCCGGCGUCUAUCUACCCGGCACUCGAGACUUGAGCAACCGACCGAUAAUAGUCUACGACGCCUCUUUAGUGGCCAAGUCUUCCCUGGACCAGUCAGAAAUCGCCAACGUCUUCUUCCACUACGCCACACUUCCUACAAGGCGCAGGAGCGACAGCAGCGCCGCGGCGGCGGACCCCGGCUUCACUCUCAUCGUCCUCUCGGGCACCUCCGGCGACUCCACUCUAGAUCUUCUCGAUAAGUCCCUCACAUUAGUCACGCCUCGGCUCAAAUUCGACACUGUUUUAGUUUGGAGAAACACUGGUCGACUGGUCACUGAGGCCCACCGUCAGAGAUUGAGAAGAGACUAUAAUGUUCUGCCAUGCAGCAAAGUUCAGUAUCAACUAGUUAGUGAUCUGCAAAAUUUGCACUGUUACUUGCCACCGCAAAGCGUUCCCUCCGAAUGCGGAGGACCCGUCAACCACGACCAACUUGAAUGGGUCGAAUUUUUCAAGGAAUGCGAACCUUUCAUCAACUCUUGCCACCUCUGCGGGAAGAAGCUCGUCACGGUGUUGCGCGACGUGGGCACCAAUGACGACGCGUUGAGCCGCGGGGACCUCUACUGGGAGUUCCGCGGGAUAUCGCACCUCCUCUCGGAACCGGAGCUCAUCAAACUCUGUCGCCACGGGCCCAAAACCCUCGCCCAAAUCAAAGAGAGAUCCGAGUGGCUUCCCGACAGCGAACACGUUAAAGAGCGGACAGAAACAGCCUCUCGGUUGUUUUCGGAGAUCAGAGAAGCGACAGCUCGGCUUCAGGAACUACACGAUAAACGGCGAGAAAAACUACGCGAACUAGCGCACCUCAAGAGUUUAGCCGAUGAGACGUCACAAGUCCUUUCUUGGCUUCGACAUAAAGGAGAAACUUCCCUCAAGAGGCAUUCUUCCCUCGCUAACAACCUCCCCGGCAUCAAACAACAGGAGCAAGAUUUCGAGAAAUUCUACUUCAUUUCAAUGCGUCACUUGGACAAAGCUGGGGAUCUGUUGGAAGAGGCUGGGCUAUGCGGGACGCACGGCUACGGAUUGAAGGAACUGGCGAGAUCACUUAAACAACAUCUCCGCGGAUUCACCGACAGACUCGAGGAUACAAGGGAGAGACUCGAGGACACGUCCAGAUGUUUCGACCUCGUCGACCGGGCAUGGGAAUGGGCUUUGGAUGCGAUGAAGUAUCUAUCGCGGGUGCGACCAGACGAGGCGCCCAACUGCGAGCAGACGAUGAAGCAACUGCAACAGUACCUCAUGGCCCACCCACCACCCACCCCACAACAUUUCGAGGAGAUGAUUCACCUCGCCACCAAACUUGGAACCGACAAAAUCAUCGAUCAAUGCAAGGUCGCGCAGAGCCGUUGCGAGGAAACGCUAGCCCAGAUCCAGGCCUGCAUUGGUGAGAACCGAGACUGGAACUCAACACCGCGACCAGCCAGGCGCUGCUCUUUGCCCGCCACAGCACCCACUGGUUUCAACACGAGUAGUUCGUGUGCAUGCUGGGACUCUGGGGGUGGGGCAGAAGGAGCUCUGAGCCACAUUCAAGAGGAGUCCUGUUUCUGCCCUCAACGCACACCACUUCAUCGUUCAUGUACCUGGCAGUAUCCGACAGAGAACUUCGAUGAGGAGGACAAGAGCUCCGCUGGAGACAACACCACCGAAAGCGGCGAGAGCGGUACCAAGAGUAAUGAAGAUGUAGAAGAUAAUUGUGAAAACCCUUGCGACACAAGGCCUGUGCCGCCUGUAUCUGUAAAUAGUCACUUGCACUGCUCUGCCAGUUCGUUAGAAAUUAAUGCUGAAGGUUGUGGUGUCCAAACUUUGAAAGCACAAAAGACUUUAAAACUUAUCCUACGGGAGAUGAUAACAACCGAACGUGAUUAUGUCAAAUCACUUGAAUAUGUUAUUGAGAACUACAUCUCAGAAUUAGUGAGAGAAGAUAUUCCACAAGCAUUGAGAGGUCAACGGAAUGUAAUCUUUGGCAAUAUAGAAAAGAUUUAUGAAUUCCACAGUCAACAUUUCCUGCAAGAGUUGGAAAAGUGUGAACACUUCCCGCUCCAAGUUGGUCAGGUCUUCUUACGACAUGAGAAGAAAUUUUACCUCUAUGCACUGUACAAUAAAAAUAAACCUAAGUCUGACUCACUCAUGUCUGAGUAUGGUACCAAAUUUUUCAAGGCGAAACAAUUGGAAUUGAAAGAUUCAAUGGACCUAGGAAGUUAUCUGCUGAAGCCUGUUCAACGAAUGGGAAAAUACGCCCUACUCCUCCAACAGUUAAUGAAAGCUUCCCGGACGGACAUACCAGACAUUCGUGAAGCCGAAACCAUGGUCAGAUUCCAGCUGCGCCACGGAAAUGACCUCCUUGCCAUGGACUCCCUUAGAGAUUGUGACGUUAAUUUAAAAGAACAAGGACGUCUGUUGAGGCAGAAUGAGUUCUUGGUUUGGCAAGGCAAAGGAAAAAGCAAAAAGUGUCUGCGGCAAGUAUUCCUUUUUGAAGAACUGAUUUUGUUCAGCAAAGCUAGAAGAUUCCCAGAUAGAAAGAAUCUUGACCUGUAUAUCUACAAACACAGCAUCAAAAUGAGCGACAUCGGUCUAACUGCAAAGGUUGGAGAUAGCGACACAAAAUUCGAGAUUUGGUUCAGGAAACGCAAGCCAAACGACACUUUCACGUUACAAUCUAUGUCAAACGACAUCAAACAGGCGUGGACAGAAGAACUCUCAAGUCUACUUUGGAAGCAAGCAAUGAGGAACAGAGAAAUCCGAUUAGCUGAGAUGAUCUCAAUGGGAAUUGGAAACAAGCCGUGUUUGGAUAUCCGCCCAAGUGCUGAUCAGAUCAAUGACCGUUCGAUAAGCAUAGCACAACUUAAUAAAACACCGAGGUUUCGAAAUUCAAUUGCAUUGACGUCACCAACUGAACACAUCCGGAAGCGGCCGCACUCAAUCAUAUCAAUGUCAAGCAGCAGUAGCAGUAGUUGCAGCGGCGGAGGUGGUGAUGCCCGCCAAACAAGCCAAUGCUCAUCAGCAGAGAGCGGCAUCGUGACCGAUUGGUCGAAUAGUUCCGUAGCUUCGGAGUCAAAUUCCUCCUCUCACCACAUGUCAGUCAAGCUCUGAUACACCACCAAAUUAGGAAAUUGUUAAGACAAUGGACUUGUUCUUUCAUUCCAGAGUUCUGUUGGGUGAAAGCUUACUUGAAAAUGUGUGUCGUUUACGAUGAUUUAAUAAACACCCAAGUGUGAGGAAUGUAAGACCUCCUCAGAGGUGAGUCCUCUAUGCCACUGAUCUUUCAGCUGGGUACCUUCCUAAAGGUUGUUCUCUCGUUUAGACUUUUCCAAAAGUAAUUCUGGUUUUUGAGUGAGUCAGCGCAUUUAAUAAAAACAAUUGGUUGGUUUUUAUAUCAGUGAGAUAUUAUUAUUCUGAAUCUUGAAAACUUCAUUCGGUAUGACACGAAGCUUUUGUAAAUGAUACCUAAAUUAGUUUGUAUAGGAUCUUUGUCAUCAGAUUAGUAUGAUUAAAUUCAAGGAUUCUCUACCACAAACUCCUUUAAAUAGAGACCUCUUUCAUGGGUGAUCCCUUUUCAUUGAGGUGACAGCAUUUAUUCUACAGAUUUUUGCUGUUUCGGCUAAUCAAAUGCGAACAUUACCAAGUUCUUAAAUUAUUAUUUUCUCUUGAGACAAAUGCAGUGUAAAGGGAAUUUGGUUUGUCUACCUUUUGCCAACUUUGCAACAUUAACUGCAACUCUUGAGUCUCAAAUUGUAAACUUUAUUUCAACCCUGGUAACGUCUUUAGAUUUUACCAUACUGUCCACUCAUUGUCAUGUAAUUUGAGUUUCUUGCUUCCUGUACCUACAAUGUGUGUAACGUGUAGUGUAUUUUUACCGCAUAUUUUGGAGGACUAUCUCGUAGUAACGAGAUGGUCCUCCAAAAUCUUCAUACUUUUGGUAUUAGGUCCUUCUGACUUUAUCAGACUAAUUCAGUGGCAACGUCACUUUUGCAACGUACUGCAUAGGUAAUUGAUUCAACCAUUGGUUCAAACCAAAACCAUAGCACAUAUCUUCAUUAUCAAAAUCUGCAUCAGUUAAUAUAUAAGCGUGACGUAGCCACUUAAUUGGUCUAUACACAUCAUUUGGGAAGACAUUUCAUUCUGGAAGCCUGGAAGCAAGUCUCAAGGUUUUGCAGCUUUUGUAAUGACAAACCACAGAUAACUUCCCAUCAGCUACUCUUUUUUUAUUGUUAGUUCGUUUUUUUUUUAUUACUCGAUCAGACGGUUUAUCUACUGUAAAAUUGUAAAAAAACUCAAUAAUAUUUAUUCAGAUAUACCUAUAUGAUAUGAUUCUAUAUUUUCAAACUUAAAUUUAUUUUUGAUCCGUUUUCAAUGUAGUUUAAAAACGGUGUCAAUUAUGUGUCAUAACAUUAAUGAUAGUCUUAUCUCUAAGUCUCCCAAAGUGUAAAUAAUAGCAUUUUGCUAUAACUACUUUCGUGUUACAUUUUUUCUUUAUUUUUAUCUUUAGUACCUUUAUAAACUAAUCACUUUUUUAUAUGUUAUGUAGAAGUACUUUGCAUGAAUUUGAAGAUGCCAGAGUGAUCAGUUGUUUAUAUUUUUCUAUUAGUUUGUUUUGUGUUCAUUUUUGCUUUUUUUUACUUUAUUUUUUCUUUAUUUUUAUUUCGCUCCUCAAGCUUACAUGCAAAAGUCCUGGCAACAAUUGCCAAAAGUACAUAUACCUGUAUACGCAUGUUUUCUUUUAGACAACUCAUACAGAAUUUUAGCCUCAAAUGACUCACUUCAUUUUGACAUUUUACCUUUAAAUUUUUAAUUUCAAAUAGAUUGAUUAAGUUUCCACUGUCUUGGUUCCUUUGAAAAGUUUGAUAAUUGGGUCAAUUGAGCUAAUCAUGGAAUCAUGUUUUAAUGGUUUCAGCUCAUCGCUUAGAAUAAAUUAAUACGGACUGUCAAAACCCCAAAUUUCUGCGUCCAGUAUUAACAGAGAUAUUGUUCAUUGAGGAACAAGCCGUGCAACGUCAUCCACUAAGGUAGUGCAUACCAUGGUUUCUUCCACCCCGAUUUCAUCAGUCAGUGAUGUACUCGCAAAUACUCACCCAAGGUAAAACACGGAUGAAACUCAGGAUAAAGGAACCAUGGUUUGUGCUGUCUCUGUUAUAUUCGGAUCUAGAAACUUGACGUUUGAACAGAUCUGAUAAUUUUUUACUGCUAAGCUUAAGCCAUUGGUUCAUGAUUCAGUGACCAGUGCAACUGACCCACUAUCUAAAUAUUUCCAUAAAAAUCAAACAAGUCUUGAUUUUUUUAUUUUUUAUUUUUAUUAUAAUCGUAUAUACUUUUAUUAGUGUUUUCUGUAUUAGUCCAGAAUUCUCGAAUGAAAAGUUAAUCCGGGCACGUUUCAGCCAUCAAUUUUGAGUGCCUUUUAGCUCGGUAUUUGACCCGAGUCCUUUGCCCUUAAUUAAACAUUGCUUGAAAAUUAUAUCAGAAGUUGAUAUAAUAUUCAAUGCUUUGAAGUAUAAUCAAAAUAUGCCUUAUUGUUGGGAAAAAAAUUAUGUCUGUAAGUCUUUUUCAAAAUCUUAUAGAAAUUGGUAUUUCUUGUUGGUAGAGGAAAUUCAUAGUUUUUGAAUUCUUCAAAGCCUUUCAUAGCUCCAUAAUAUCUCUCGCACUAUUUCUUGCUCUGUUGAACUCUCUUUUGAACAUUUAUCGGAUUAAAGCAUUUUUAAAAUACCCAAGUGUUGCACCUGGCUCUUGCCCUAUUUUCAAAAAGCAACAUAUAACUUUGAUCUUGCUGCAGGCUAUAUUUGUCAGUUAAUUUUUUAUGUUACCGGAACCGCAAAAAAGGUUUUUUGGAAAUUCAAAAACUAAUUUUCAACCCUCCAUGCAACGAAAACUGUGUGUGAUUUAUCAGCCAUAGAUGUUUCACUUUGUACAGUUUUUUUUUUUUUUUUUACAGAGAGUAGCAAGCUCUACUCAAAAACAAAAUGAGGAAUGAUUUACCAAAACAGAGUAUACCAAGUUAAAAUACAAGGAACAUAAUACUUACAUAAUUUCUCUUAGAACAGGAAUUUUUGUUAUUGGUCGCCUGUGCUACUCUUGCCUGCACAGGCCGACCUCAUGGGUACAAAUCAUAGAACAGUUUCUGUUGUUCACGCUUCAUGUGCCUGUAAUCCAAAAUGAUGCUUACAAUUUUGAGCUAAACCAAAGUCUGAUAGUUAAGAGAAAAUUUGAACAAUUUUAUUUUAAUGUACCUUUAAAUUACUUGAUGUAUUUGAUAUUCAUAUAUUUUGAAUCAAUAAAAUUAAAUCAACAAA
Messenger RNA from Bemisia tabaci, 7169 nucleotides. Its product is annotated as puratrophin-1. The record is from RefSeq and is a predicted model, not a curated record. NCBI's taxonomy places the organism in Eukaryota, Metazoa, Arthropoda, Insecta, Hemiptera, Aleyrodidae. Gene Ontology annotation, biological process: intracellular signal transduction. Gene Ontology annotation, molecular function: guanyl-nucleotide exchange factor activity.